AUAAUUUAGAAUAAGUCAUUUGUUUGAAGUAUGUUCAUUCGUAUUGAAGCUAUCGUCAAAUACAGACCUUCUUUAGUUCAUUGCGUUACUCAUUACCAAGAGGUUUUGGACCCAGGAUUACGCAAAUGGCAGACAGCGGAAAUACGAUGAUUGAGAGGCUGAUUGGCAGAGAGAACUGGACGACCUGGCGUUUCGCUGUCCAGACGUACCUCGAAGUAGAAGAUUUAUGGGAAGCGGUCGAGCCCAAGAAGAAGGACGAUGGAACCUUGGAAGCUGUUGAUCCGGUGAAGGACAAGAAGGCUAGAAGGAAAAUCAUUUUAUUCUUGGAGCCGGAGAACUACUACCAUGUUCGAGAUGCAACCACAGCUCGGGAAGUUUGGCAGAAGUUGACCAGCGCGUUUGAAGAGUCAGGACUCACCCGCGAAGUUGGAUUACUGUACAAGCUUAUAAGAACCGACCUGGAAUCUUGCGGAUCGAUGGAGAGUUACGCUAACCGAAUGAUAUCUACUUGCCAUCAACUAAACGAAAUAGGAUUUCAAAUUCCGGAACGGUUCGUUGGAGUUUUACUGUUGCUGGCUGGACUUCCGGAGCGAUACACGGAAAAAAAUCCAUUCCCAAGACCAUGAAUAUGACUCAUAAUUUCCCGAUAUUUUUAUGAUUUUAUGUUAUAAAUAUACACCAUGAUUAAAUUUUAUGAUCUAAUGAUUGAUUUCACCAUAACGCUAUGCACCCGUUAUUGUUUUGGCUUUCGACGACCAAAAAUGGAAAAUAUAAUCAUGAAGCUAUGAUUAAAUAAGCUGGGAUCAUGAGUAGCAUUCAUGAAGCCAAGAAUAAUUUUCAUAAACCUGGAUGCAGAUCCUGAUGCUUUACCACCAGAUUCAUAAAAUUAUGGUUUGGUGAGGUAGAACCAUGCAUAGAAUUCAUGGAAUCAAAAAAUACUUUUAUGAUUCCGUCGUCGUCGGACCUAUAUGCUUCUCAGUCAAAUUCAUAAAAUCAUGGUUGAGGGAGAUGGAACCAUGCAUAGAAUUCAUGGAAUUAAGAAUUACUUUUAUGAUUCCGUCGUCGUCGGACU
Molecule: messenger RNA, 1072 nt
Organism: Aedes albopictus (Asian tiger mosquito)
Lineage: Eukaryota; Metazoa; Arthropoda; Insecta; Diptera; Culicidae
Exons: 1
Coding region: 126-626 (166 amino acids)
Source: RefSeq, a predicted model, not a curated record